Pseudovirgaria hyperparasitica is the source of this 2058-nucleotide messenger RNA. Its product is annotated as N2,N2-dimethylguanosine tRNA methyltransferase. The transcript has a single exon. Gene Ontology annotation, cellular component: nucleus. The coding region runs from base 1 to 2058 and encodes 685 amino acids. Lineage: Eukaryota; Fungi; Ascomycota; Dothideomycetes; Acrospermales; Acrospermaceae. The record is from RefSeq and is a predicted model, not a curated record. Gene Ontology annotation, biological process: tRNA N2-guanine methylation. Gene Ontology annotation, molecular function: RNA binding.
AUGGCCGACAAAGCUCCCGUGUCUCUCUCUACUCCUCCCGCAGCCGGCCAGCUUGUUGAGCAUGCGGGUAUUACUUAUACGACGGUCAAAGAAGGCCACGCGCACAUCCUUGUCCCGCCAGAAUCCAUCGUGCCUACACAGGCUAGUAAAAACCAGAAGAAACAUCAAAAGAGCAAAGGAGAAACGAAUGUAGGCGCGGAUGCAGUCAGGCAGAGCGUCUUUUAUAAUCCGAUACAGCAAUUCAAUCGAGACCUGAGUGUACUGGCGAUAAGAGCUUUUUCGGAGGACUAUCUAGACAGAAAAAAAAGGAAAAGGGAAGCUGCCACGUUAAGGAGAGAAAACAAAGACAAAAGGAGGAAGGUCGAGGAGACUCAUGGAGAGAUCGCUAGAGACACCGUGGACGCCGGUCAAUCGAAGUCAAACCACGAGGAUGUGUCCAUGGUGGACGUGGAAACAACAACUGGAUCUGCUGGUAGUGAUGCGAAUCAUAACGAGAUGGCACAUAAGAGGAAGGCAGAUGAUGCUCAUUUGGACCAAUCAAUCUCGGACUCGGAUCUUCUACUUGCGGAGCAAAACCUACCACAAUCGACAGGACUGGGCAAUGUGGCGGCGCCUAAACCACAGCGGCCUGAUAUUCGAAUAUUAGAUGCACUAUCUGCAAGUGGACUCCGAGCUUUGCGAUACGCUAAGGAGCUUCCAUUUCACACUGCCGUUACUGCGAAUGACCUGUCCAAACAGGCUACUGAGGCCAUAAGAGUGAACGUGGAGCACAAUAGACUUCAGGACCAAAUCACGGCCAGAACAAGCAAUGCAAUGGCGCACAUGUACAGCUUCGUAUCUUCAGAUGGAUCGAACGAGAGUCAGAAGUAUCAUGUCAUCGACCUAGACCCGUACGGCACUGCAGCACCAUUCCUUGAUUCUACUAUGCAUGCUAUUCAAGAUGGCGGGCUACUCUGCGUUACUUGUACGGAUUCAGCUAUAUUUAAUUCAACUGGCUACCUUGAGAAGACAUAUACACAGUACGGUGGUCUGCCUAUCAAGGGAUGGCAUCUGCAUGAGGGAGGCCUGCGAUUGGUACUUCACAGUAUCGCCACUACAGCAGCUAGAUAUGGCAUGGCCAUUGAACCUCUGCUAUCUCUUUCCAUCGAUUACUACAUCCGUGUGUUCGUGCGAGUGCAUAAGUCACCUGCGGAUGUCAAAUUCUUGGCUGGUAAGCAGAUGAUCGUCUACAAUUGCGAUGCUGGCUGUGGUGCAUGGAAAACCCAAUAUCUAGCUCGAUCUGAGCCAGUAACGAGGAAAGAUGGGAGCGUGUACUACAAGCACAAACUUCAGCAAGCCCCAAGUGCCUCGCCAUUAUGUGAGUUUUGUGAAAAGAAGAUGCAUCUCUCAGGGCCUAUGUUCGGUGGCCCGCUGCACAAUCCCGCAUUCAUAGAGAAGAUCUUGAGUUAUCUGCCAAACUUGGAUGGAGACGUCUAUCAGACCAUACCCAGGAUGGAAGGCAUGCUGCAGACGGCAUACGACGAGAUUUUUGACGACAAGCCACAAUUACGAGAUGAUACGUCUGAACACAACGACAAUACGCGUAUUGGAACAUCAGGUUUGGAGGCAAAAGGAAGCAAUGAUAUGAUACCGCGGAUGAAUCCGGCAGCUAUCGACCAUUUCCCUUUCUACUUCAUUGCCAGCCAUACGAGCUCGGUCAUCAGAUCUCGAGCACCUCCUGACGCAGCUGUCAAGGGAGCUUUGCGUCAUGCUGGCUAUCGUGCCACAAGAAGUCACACCAAGCCUGCUACUAUCCGCACAGAUGCACCAUGGUCAUUCAUCUGGAAAGUUUUCCGUGCCUAUGCUAGAGAGAACGACGCUAUCAAAGAAGGUGCCUUACCAGAAAGCUCGCCUGGAUUCAACAUCAUGAAGGUGGAUGACACGCCCAAAGAGGGCGAAAAUACCACUCCAAAAAUCAUAUUCGAUGAAGAGCUGGGGCGUGACAAGGUAAGCAAAAAAUUGGUCAGAUAUCAGACCAAUCCACGCGCCAAUUGGGGACCAAUGCGCCGUGCGAAAUGA